AUGGCCGAGACCGCAGGCAAGCCGCUCCCCCUCCCCUUCCCCUACACCUUCACGGCAGGCGCCAUUGCCGGUGUCACCGAGUUGCUGCUACUCUACCCCCUCGAUGUCGUCAAGACGCGCCAGCAGCUCGACACGAGCAAGAACCCCGCCGGCAUGGUGACCGUGUUCAAGAACAUCGUCACGCAGGAGGGCCCGUCGCGCCUGUACCGCGGCAUCAUGUCCCCCCUGAUGAUGGAGGCGCCAAAGCGUGCGAUCAAGUUCGGUGCCAACGGCUGGUGGGGCUCGCUCUUCACUAACAACGGCGAGAAGAAGAUGACCCAGGGCCUGGCCACGCUCACCGGCUGCUGCGCGGGUGCUACGGAGUCGUUUGUCGUCACGCCGUUCGAGCUCGUCAAGAUCCGUCUGCAGGACAAGGCGUCGGCCCACCUGUACAAGGGUCCUGGGGAUGUUGUCAAGCAGGUUGUCCAGCAGAAGGGCGUGCUUGGCCUCUACCAGGGCAUGGAGCCCACUUUCUGGCGUCACUGGUGGUGGAACGGCGGCUACUUCGGCUCGAUCUACUCGAUCAAAGCCCUCCUCCCCAAAGCCACGAGCAAGAACGGCGAGAUGAUGAACAACCUUGCGGCCGGUACCGCCGGUGGCUUCGUCGGCACUGUCAUCAACACGCCCUUCGACGUCGUCAAGUCGCGUCUCCAGCUGCACGCGACCGGCGAGUGGACCUACCCCGCACUUAUCCGCAUUGCGCGUGAGGAGGGCAUGGGCGCGCUCUACAAGGGCUUCGCACCUAAGGUGCUCCGUCUCGCCCCCGGCGGCGGUGUCCUCCUUCUCGUCGUCGAGGCGCUCUCCAGCGUGUUCCGGAAGCACCUCGGCCCUCCCUACAUCUAG
Cutaneotrichosporon oleaginosum is the source of this 882-nucleotide messenger RNA. RefSeq lists its product as uncharacterized. Lineage: Eukaryota; Fungi; Basidiomycota; Tremellomycetes; Trichosporonales; Trichosporonaceae. The record is from RefSeq and is a predicted model, not a curated record.